CAAAACGCCAACUCCCUUCCGUAGGAACCAGGCAUCAAUCGGGAGAGCAACGCAAACGAACUAAACAAACGAGUCGCGUGGUUUCAAAUUCAACCAAAAAGGGAAGGACAACAAUAACACCAUUUCUGCGACACACCUUCUCCGAAGCAGAGAGAGCAGUCGAAACGAAAGCUGCUGCCGGACACAAUCGACGCAAUCGAGGGAGAGCUAGUCCAUUCGUAGUCAUAGUGUAUCAGCAUCCGUGCUUUGUUUUAAAACUGGUUUCAAACGAAAUCGUCGCUGCUAAUAACCAGUGCUGAUUUGCAACCCGCUGAGUGGAAUCCAAGCAAUAAAGUUGCAUACACGCAGAAGACAGUUCGGUAUCCAGAGCAUCACAUCGCAUCAAACACACGCUAACAAAGCACAAAAGAGCGUAUCACAGUGUAGCCGAUUCGUACAAAACGACAUCGCAAACACACCUACAUAUAGUUCAUACAUCAAACAUACCGCAUUCGCCAUGACCAGCGCGGAAACUUCUACGGCCAUGUCGGUCACGGAAGACGAUGGCUACGGCAACAGCAGCAGCAACUGCAACUGCACCAGCAGCGGUUCGAAACGGCUGGCAACAGAGGAGGCCACCCCCAUUGCCAAGACACCCCCGGGUAGGAUCGAUGUUUCGGUUCUGGACCAUGCCGUCCACUCCUCCCCACCCCCCUCCAGGCACAAUCUCGAAAAGACGAACCAUUUUGGUGUCACGGGCACCCCUAUGUCGACCUGUUCUACCGCAACCAAUACGACGGCUACCACCCUCACGAGCAGCACCUUCGCGACGGAACGCGCCGAAUCGAAGGCCCCCUACCCGAAUUUUGCGAGGCGAUCGUCCUCGCUGGCGUCCUCCUCCUCCUCGUGCUCGCGGCAAUCGUCUUCGAUCCACGGGAUUCCCCUUCCGUCGCCAUCUCGGUCGCGGUUGGAUCGGCAAUACGCCAAGCGACUGGCGGCCUCGUCCGUGGUGUUUCGGCACGGCUCCACGGCCAGGUCACCGGUCUCGGUAUCCCAGGAUGGUAGCGGUAUAACGCGAAGCCUAGACUGCGAUUCGAGCAUGAUAUUCCGCCCGAAGUCGAUCCUUUCCAAGAUCGAUGCCGGCAGCAACAGCAGCACUGGACGAUCACCUAGGCGAUUCUUGUUUCCUCCGUCUCCGACAAAAGAAAGUCCAUCCAGCAAUAUCGGAAAAAGUCACAGCAACACGACCUUUUUGAGGAGUAGCAACAGCAAUGCAAGCGUCUCCCAAUACAGUACCACGAGCAGCACGGGCACCAGCCAUAGCAACAGCAGCAGUACCUCCCUUUCCUCGUCGAGGCGGCGGAGAAAUUCAAACCUUUCUGCGUCGAUGGACUUAGGGAUAUCCGAUCGGUUCGUUCCCUCCCGGGCAACCUCCAAUCUGCAAAACGUCAACUUGUGGGGUUCCAUGAACUCGAGUGCUUCGCAGACCGGUGCCUCCUCCUCCCCGUCCUCACCGUCGAGGAGGUCCCAAGCCGAUGCCGAUACCCGCGGCGACGGCGGGUCGAACACAAUCAACACGGGAACCGACGAAACAAGCAACACGGCCGGAAGCGUCAACCCGGCCACGGGAAGGGUCAACGAGACGUCCUCCAUUACCACCCAGCAAAACCUCCACAAUGUGCUGCUGCGGUCCGAGCUUCUAGGAGAAAAUAUCAGUCCGUACUCGUACGCUGCCGCCGCUGCCGGGUCUUCCUACGGUUCGCGACCCAGCGGCAGCAGUGUUCCCCUCCGCGACGGAAUGAACCGGCUCCGCUUCCAUAGUCCCCGCCAGGCCUACCGCGAUACGAUUUACGAUGGCACCAUGGGACCGACCUCCGUUGUCAACUCGUUCAGCUUGACUCCUUUUGGGAAUUCAUCGAGCCAGCAGCUCAUGGCGGCACCGCAGAAGCACCGAAGGAAAAUCGCAAAGGUCCCCUUCAAGGUCCUCGACGCACCGGCCCUCCAGGACGACUUCUACCUCAACCUCGUCGACUGGUCUUCCCAGAACGUCCUGGCCGUCGGUCUGGGCCAUUGCGUCUACCUCUGGAGUGCCUGUACCUCGAAGGUCACAAAGCUCUGCGACCUAACGUUCGCCGAGGACGUGGUGACCUCCGUCUCUUGGGCGCAGCGGGGGACCCACCUGGCGGUCGGCACCAAUAAGGGGGAGGUCCAGCUGUGGGACACGAUUAAGGAGAAGAAGGUCCGGACUAUGAAGGGCCACACGGCGCGCGUUGGUACCUUGGCGUGGUCUGGGCCCACCCUCGCCAGCGGAAGCAGGGACCGGCUGAUCUUUCUGAGGGACGUGCGCGACAAAUCUGACUUUACCCGACGGCUCAACGCUCACCGCCAGGAAGUCUGCGGCCUGAAGUGGUCCUAUGACGAGCCGGCCUUUCUGGCGUCCGGGGGCAACGACAAUCAGCUGCACGUCGUCGACAGCCGGAAUCCCUCCGCACCCGUGCACCGCUUUACGGAUCACACGGCCGCGGUCAAGGCCAUUGCCUGGUCCCCCCACCAGCACGGGCUCCUGGCAAGCGGGGGUGGAACCGCCGACCGUUGCAUCCGGUUCUGGAACACGCUAAGUGGAUCGGCACUCAAUUGCGUGGACACGGGUAGCCAGGUGUGCAACCUGGCCUGGUCACAGAACUGCAACGAGAUUGUCAGCACCCACGGGUAUUCCCUGAACCAGAUUGUGGUGUGGCGAUAUCCCAGCCUGAGCAAGGUGGUGACCCUGACCGGGCAUACUUACCGGGUCUUGUACCUGGCCAUGUCGCCUGACGGAUCCACGAUUGUUACGGGGGCCGGAGACGAAACCCUCCGGUUCUGGCAGGUCUUUCCAGGGCCGCGCUCGGAUGCGAAGAAUAAUGCGGGCGGGCUCUUGUUUCCGAAUACGCUGGGCUCCGUUAUUCGAUAGCAUGGCGGUGCAUCGGGAACCAACAACAAUCUCGCUCUGUGCUGCAAUGCGUUGGAAGUAUAGAAGACUUCUCACACUUGCAAACAACGGUAAUCGAAAGGACUCCGGAUAUGCGAACAAUAUACUUUAAAAAUCACGAUACCACUAGAGUAGAAUUUUUACCUUGCCUAUUUUUCGUGCGGACUUGUUAUUGCAAUGAAUGAAGUAGUUGUCGAUUAUCAUUUCUUUAUUCUCUACAUCUAAUUCUCAUGAACUGAAGUUGUAAUACCACCCAUGCAGGUAGGCCCUUUCUGUACGAAGUUGUUGUCGGUCUCAAAAACUUCUUACAGUAGAUAAAAAUAAUCAUGUCCUUUCCUACCACAACGUAAUCAAGUACGAAGUACAGUAAUUGAAAUGAGAAGAACAAGAACCGAGCCUAAAAAAUACAAAAUACAGUU
Messenger RNA from Pseudo-nitzschia multistriata, 3366 nucleotides. Lineage: Eukaryota; Bacillariophyta; Bacillariophyceae; Bacillariales; Bacillariaceae. The record is from the annotation of a GenBank genome assembly.